This is a messenger RNA of Actinia tenebrosa (Australian red waratah sea anemone), 1176 nucleotides long. Its product is annotated as transcription initiation factor TFIID subunit 7. Gene Ontology annotation, molecular function: RNA polymerase II general transcription initiation factor activity. The record is from RefSeq and is a predicted model, not a curated record. NCBI's taxonomy places the organism in Eukaryota, Metazoa, Cnidaria, Anthozoa, Actiniaria, Actiniidae. Gene Ontology annotation, biological process: transcription initiation at RNA polymerase II promoter; RNA polymerase II preinitiation complex assembly. Gene Ontology annotation, cellular component: transcription factor TFIID complex.
UGGCGGACAAAGGACGAAUAUUUUUAUUUUGCUCUUUUUAGCGAUUAAUUUUGCGUUGUUUUAAAAUAUUUUGCGUCAAAAAAGGGUCAUGUCUUCGAAAGUAAAAUCGUACGAAAGUGGAGUACUCGAAAAUCAAUUCAUUCUUCGUUUGCCACAGAAACAAGCUGACUUUGUAAGGAAUGCUCUCACAGCUGGAACACUAAAGGACAAGCUAUCCAUCGAGUUUCAAGCCGAUAACAGAUAUGCCACUGUUCGAGUCAAUGGAGAGGCCCUUUCAAGUAAGCUUGUUGAUCUGCCUUGUUUAAUUGAAUCACAUAAAACACUGGACUGCAAAAGCUUCUACAAAACAGCUGAUGUUUGUCAGCUCUUGGUGUGUUCCAAUGGCGAUCAUGACAGUCCAGAAGAUGAAAACAAACAUCACAAAAAAGAAUCCAAGAAAUUCAUCUGGAACCAUGGAAUUACACCACCUCUCAAAAAUGGAAGAAAAAGAAGAUUCAGAAAAAUGGCAAAGAAAAAGGUAUCAGAAUCUCCAGAAAUAGAAAAAGAAGUCAAAAGAUUAUUGAGGACAGAUUUGAGUGCUACUACUGUCACAUUUGAAGUCCUGAACGACGAAGAAAAACCUGACGAUUCUCAAAACAUAAACCUACCCACAGAUGCAGAGCUGUCCGUAAACUCACUGUCUUUAAGGAAUGAUGAUCUAUCACAGAUGACAACGGCUAGUGAUGAUGAAGAAAGGAACGAACUYUUUAAACUUCUCCAGGAGGCAAGCAGUGAUGAAGAUGAAGAAGACGACCAGGAUCAAAGUCAAGAAAAUUAUGAUGAUGAUGUUGAUGUGGAAGGAGAUGAUAAUGAUGAAUUUGACGAGGGAUUGAAAUCCCAGCUGGAGGAUGCCAGGGAAAAACUUGAAGAAAUAAGAAGUUCCAAAGCUCAACAAAUAGCAAGAGUCAGUGGAGCAGCUAAUCCAUUUUUAAAGGAACGGUUUCAGAAGAUUUUAGAGRAUAUCUUACGACAAGAAAAAGAACAGGAAGAAGAGCUCGAAAAACUUGAGAAUGAACUUAAAGAAACAAGCUGAAUUCUACGCUCCAUCCAACAAUUGACUCRUCUACAUGUAUUGAUGAAAGUUUUGGCAAAGAUGAUGCAGCAGAUGAUAUACUGAGAUGACUCCAGUGGUCGGUG